Lactuca saligna is the source of this 825-nucleotide messenger RNA. Lineage: Eukaryota; Viridiplantae; Streptophyta; Magnoliopsida; Asterales; Asteraceae. The record is from the annotation of a GenBank genome assembly.
AUGAAACUGAGUGGUAGGGAUGAGUAUCGUAUGUGGACAACACAGAUGCCAGCUGAAACCAGUAGUAUUAGUGUUUCCGGAAAGGAGAAAGUGGGUGGCCAUCAGACUCACUGGCUGUGGACACGAUCAGAUGCCCUAGUGAAUGGUUGGGUUCUUGGUUCCCUCUCUAAAGAAACACUUGUGUAUGUUCUGGAUCGUCUCACAGGAAAACUUCAUCAAGAGACAAAUGCAGAUCAUGAUUUCAGUGCAAAAGAUGUUUGGAAUGAACUGCAGAUACUAUAUGCUCCUCAUCCUUCUCCACAACUGCCUGUUGUUGAAGGGAUGGUCUAUCUCUUGUUUGUUAAUCUACCCUUUAUUUGGGUUGGAUCUUGGUAUCUUGUCCAAAGAAGAUUGAGUUAUGAAAGGGUUACAGUGAUAGAUAAAAUCAAAAAUAAUGGAAACACGACACUCCGUGUACCAGUCGGUACUUCCAAGAAGCAAGAAUUCUUAGAGAAAUUGUUGGAAAGGAUACCGGAGAACACACAACUAUUGGAUGUGAAAAAUUCAAAUGGAAGCAUGUUGCUUCAUGUCGCAACCAUUAUUGGCAACACUGAAGUUGCUGACAUCUUGGUGGCAAUAGACCCAGAGUUGUUGGCCAAAGACAAUGAAGGUCGGACACCACUAGCCUUGGCUCUUUCUAAUAUUCAUAUGGAGACUAUUGAAACAGCAACACCUAGUUUAUUAUCUAACGGAUAUAUACAUGUGUUAUGCACGCUUUUGUUAGGUCCAAUUUGUCUUUUUAUCUUCAUGCUGUAUUUUGCUUUACAAUUGAGCUUUGCAGUUUAG